Messenger RNA from Lycium barbarum (goji berry), 2632 nucleotides. Its product is annotated as glycosyltransferase BC10-like. The transcript has 2 exons. Gene Ontology annotation, molecular function: glycosyltransferase activity. Gene Ontology annotation, cellular component: membrane. The record is from RefSeq and is a predicted model, not a curated record. NCBI's taxonomy places the organism in Eukaryota, Viridiplantae, Streptophyta, Magnoliopsida, Solanales, Solanaceae. Bases 915 to 2195 code for a protein of 426 amino acids.
UGACUGUUGAUGUGACGGAAGUUGGUGAAAAUGGGAACCAGCUGGACAACCCCAGUGGCCGUAAUGGGUACCCGGGUCCGGACACCUUUUUACCCCAUACAAACGUCAAUACUUUAAGGCAUAUUUGAACCUUUUUUGUUUAAAAUAUUUUAAAUUUUAAGCAAUAUUGAUCGGUUCAAUGACUAACGUCUAUGUUUGAAGUUUAUUUUGAUCUGCAUAGUUAACACGAGGCCAGGUAUUUGAGUUUUUUUUAUUUUUCUUUUCCAUAUAGUUAGCAAGAGAGUAUUGAGAGUUUAACUAGAUAGUAGUGGUCAUCACCUUUGCUUUGUUCCUAUAAAGAAGGGCUAUGAGUCAUAAUUUUGUUGGACGUAUUCAGAUCCACUUGGCAUUACCCAAACUAUCUUUCCCUUUUCUUUCUCCUCUCUCUGUUCCUCUGUUCUGUUCUGUCUUCUUCAUCAAUCUGAUUUGUUACUCUAUAUUUUAAUCAGUUGAAAACUAAAUUCUGCUUAAAUCUGAUGAAAAUAGAAUUCCCCAUCUCUAUAGACAAUUCAGUCCCUCAGAUUUUUACAUUCCAUUACCUUUAACACUUCCACAUUUUCACAAAUGAUUAGAGUAUCAGGUUUCCUCCAAAUACAUGUACAUUAUUCAUGUAAUAAUCCCAGUCUCACACUUAGGUGAUUUUUUGUUCUAGAUCUUACAUAGAUCUAUCUUGUUUUUCGGUUAAUUACUCUCAAGUUCUGUGUUCUUGAAAUGGUGUACGAUAUUAGACGAGGUAUUUUAACAUAGGAUUAGGAAUCACAUAUUGGAAUAGCAAAUUCCGUUUUGUUGAAAUAUAUGAUUAUAUCAUUACUCCUUAGAUCAUAGUGCUAGUUAGGUCAUAUACAAACUAAAUAGCCUGUGAGUCAUCUCAGAAAAUGAAGCAUGAACCACAGCAAAAUCAGAUCAUUUCAGCAAAACAUUUCAAUUCUCAAAGGUACAUUCAUAGCCUUAUUGUCUAUUUUCUAUUCUUUGGUUCCGGUUUAGUUAUAGGAAUAUCACUAAGCUUUUAUCUCAAAGAUGUUCCAAUCACAUUAAAGAAAAAACUAUUUUCCGUGCAACCAUCACCUCCACUUAUAGUACCACAAAAAUCACAUCCUCCUCCAUAUCCUCCAUUGAGUAAUUUGCCUUUGCAUCAGCAACAACAACACGUGCCAGUGACUAAUAAUAAUGAUCGUCGUGUCAACAAUAUUGAUAAAAAGAGGAAAAGGGGUGGUGGUAGAAUAGGAUUAACAGAUUAUAUUAAGCCUCCAGAAACCAUGCAUGACAUGAAAGAUGAAGAAUUAAUAUGGAGAGCUUCAAUGGUUCCUAAAGUUAGGAAAUUCCCAUAUAAUCGUACCCCAAAAGUUGCAUUUAUGUUUCUAGCAAGAGGAAGUUUGCCAUUGGCUCCACUUUGGGAAAGAUUUUUUAAAGGACAUGAAGGGCGUUACUCUAUUUAUAUUCAUUCUCAACCAUCUUUCAAAGGAGAUGCACCUGAAGAAGGACCAAUUUUUCAUGGUCGAAGAGUACCAAGUAAGAGAGUAGAUUGGGGAGAAUUCAGCAUGGUUGACGCAGAACGGAGGUUACUAGCCAACGCCUUACUUGACAUGGCAAAUGAGCGUUUUGUGCUUCUUUCCGAGGCUUGCAUUCCUUUAUAUAAUUUUACAACCAUCUACAACUACAUCAUGAACUCCACGAAAACCUUCGUGGAGUCCUAUGAUGAAUGGGGCCCCGUUGGACGGGGUCGCUAUAAUAGCCAAAUGACACCAUGGGUGACAAUCGAGCAAUGGCGAAAAGGGUCCCAGUGGUUUGAGCUUGACCGGGAGAUCGCCGUGGACGUGAUCACGGAUCAAAAGUAUUUCAAUUUAUUCAAAGAAUUUUGCAGGCCAGCAUGUUAUUCUGAUGAGCAUUACUUGCCAACUUUUGUCACCAUGAGGUAUUGGUGGAAAAAUGGUAAUAGAACGUUGACUUGGGUUGACUGGACAAAAGGUGGACCGCAUCCCACGAAGUUUGCUAGGACUGAGGUGACAAAAGAGUUGUUACACCAAAUGAGAACAGGAAUUCAGUGUGAGUAUAACGGAGAACCUACAAGUAUGUGUUACCUUUUUGCAAGAAAGUUCUUGCCUAGCACAUUGGAUAGGCUUUUGAAGUUUGCUCCUAAGGUCAUGAUGUUCGGUUGAUCUGUAUUUUGUACAAAUAAUCCCUCACAUCAUAUCGCUUCGACAUGUUGGGACUUGUGCCUAAAGGAAGGGUCAAGUGAUCGCACAGAGAAUAGUGGCCAUCCGUUUGAUUUGUUUUUUUCAUAAAGGUAAUCCAGACGACGCACAAUUUUUCCUAACAUUGUUUUCAGUUGCAGGAGCUAGUUUGGAUCCAAAUUAAACCAAAAGCAGAUCCAAUGCCUUGUAAUUCUUUUAUUUUUCUUGAAAUUUUAGUUGAUUUUAUGUAGUAGGCCUUUUUUUUUGGUCGGAUAGGUCCUACCUCAUUUUCAAUUGGGCAACAUUGAACGAAAGUCACUGUUAUGUUCUUUUUAGUUAGUACAAUUGAUUGUCUGUUGUGGGUGGAGAUAGAUUAAAAUUUAUACUGGGAAUUGUUAGAUUAAUUAAAUUCUGCUUGGAGU